GGGGGGUUUGCGUGAACCGCUUCCUCCCUUUUAGUACGUAGCUCCUCCCCUUCUGCUUCACUCCCGGCAGGACACGUGAAGGCAUUUGGUGCAGCGGCGGUAACGGGCGGGUGACUGUGGAGGACAAGCCUGUGCCGGUGAUCAUGGAACUGAAGUGGCUACUUUUUGCGACCUUUCUAAUUGUUGGGUCAGUAACAAUAAAGGCACAUGGCGGGGACCAUCACCACCACCAUCAUGAACAUGACCACGAGCAUGACCACGAGCAUGACCACGAUGAUGGAUUAGACAUAGAUGAUGAUUUGGAUGAUAUCAUUGAAGGUGAAGAGUCAAAGCCAGAGACCAGCACUCCACCUCCUGCUCCAAAGGUUACUUACAAAGCUCCAGUCCCAACCGGUGAGGUAUAUUUUGCAGAGUCAUUUGACAAAGGCACAUUGGAAGGGUGGGUUCUCUCAAAAGCCAAGAAAGAUGACACCGAUGAGGAGAUUGCUAAAUAUGAUGGCAAAUGGGAAGUUACUGAGAUGAAAGAGUCUAAACUCCCUGGGGACAAAGGACUUGUUCUGAUGUCACGAGCCAAGCACCAUGCUAUUGGCGGCAAACUUAAAAAGCCAUUCAUCUUUGAUAAGAAACCUUUAAUUGUUCAGUAUGAAGUUAACUUUCAGAGCGGAAUCGAGUGUGGUGGAGCAUAUGUAAAGCUGCUGUCCAAGACACCUGACCAGAACCUGGAUCUGUUCCAUGAUAAAACACCUUACACCAUCAUGUUUGGUCCUGACAAGUGUGGAGAAGAUUACAAGCUACACUUCAUCUUCCGUCACAAAAACCUUAAGACUGGAGAAUAUGAGGAGAAACAUGCAAAGAGACCUGACACCGACCUGAAAUCCUACUUCUCAGACAAGAGAACACAUCUCUACACACUAGUCUUGAAUCCUGAUAACAGCUUUGAAGUCCUGAUUGAUCAAACUGUGGUAAACACUGGGAACCUGCUAACAGAUGUGAACCCCCCUGUCAAUCCACCCAGUGAGAUUGAGGACCCAGAUGACAAGAAGCCUGAAGACUGGGACGAGAAGCCAAAAAUACCCGACCCUGAUGCUGUCAAACCUGAUGACUGGGAUGAGGAUGCCCCAGCAAAGAUCCCUGACGAGAAUGCAGUAAAGCCUGAGGGUUGGAUGGAUGAUGAACCUGAGUACAUUGCCGACCCUGAUGCAGAAAAGCCUGAAGAUUGGGAUGAGGAUAUGGAUGGAGAAUGGGAGGCACCUCAAGUGGCAAACCCCAAAUGCGAGUCUGCGUCUGGCUGUGGAGUCUGGCAACGCCCCACAAUUGACAACCCUAACUACAAAGGAAAAUGGAAGGCACCAAUGAUUGACAACCCCAGUUACCAGGGUAUCUGGAAACCACGCAAGAUCCAAAAUCCAGAUUACUUUGAAGAUCUCGAGCCCUUCAAGAUGACUCCAUUUUUCGCUAUUGGUCUGGAACUGUGGUCCAUGACUUCUGAUAUCUUCUUUGACAACUUCAUUGUGUGUAGUGACAGAGCUGUGGCUGAGGAUUGGGCAAAUGCUGGCUGGGGCUUGAAGAAGGCAGCUGACGGAGCUGCAGAGCCCAGUGUAGUGGGUCAAAUGAUGUCUGCAGCUGAGGAGAGGCCUUGGCUCUGGAUUGUCUACAUUCUGACAGUGGCUUUGCCAGUGUUCCUGGUCAUUCUGUUCUGCUGCUCAGGCAAGAAACAGCCAGCAGAUGCAAGGCACAAGAAAACCGAUGCUCCCCAGCCUGACGUGAAGGAGGAGGAGGAGGAAGAAGAGGAGGAGAAGGAGACCAACAAAGAAGCAGAGGAAGAAAAAAACGAGGAGCCAGUUGAGGAGCAGACGGGUGAAGAUGUGGGAGAUGCUGGACAUGGAAGCCAGGAAGAAGAAGAAGAAGAAGAGGAGGAGGAGGAGGAAGAGGUGGCGGAGGAGCAGCAAGAUCCCACAACUAAGGAAGAAGAUAUUUUGAACAGAUCUCCCAGAAAUCGAAAACCGCGAAGAGAUUAAACAAACACCUAGGAAAGAAAUCCAACUUAGAACUUGAAUAUUUGGCAAAGUUAAUAUAUGGGAAAAAAAAAAAAAAGUUUGCAGUUUCUUCAAAAUUGCAGCGAAAAACUGACUACCACCCUGGUUCUACAUUCACCGAAGCCACAAGAUGCUGUCGCCCACGUGUUGCAGCUGAAUUUAAACAGUGUGUCUAGAAUUUGCAGUCACCAAGAUGGCGGCAAAAUAAAAUCCAUCUUUUCUGUAUUUAACCUUAGUUGACUUCUCUGUGGGGAUAUGCAGUGUAACGAAAACUAACUGUGCUGUUUGUUUGAUUUUAAAGAGCUUUUUAAAAGAACAAUAUAGUAUUGCCAAAAAUCUUCCGAACUUCAGUGUAAUAAAAUGUAUUAAUCCUAGAAAAACAAUUAAGAAAAUGUUUAGGAAGCUAUCUUUAAAAAAUGAAAAGCAGAAUAUUUUUUUUCCUUUCACCAUCUAUAGAACUCUCUCCCCUUAGGGAUGUCAAUAGAUUUUUUUAUUUUUUGUUUGUUAACCAGAGCACCCCCCUAAAUAUUGCAGUACAUUCUCAUUUGGUUCCAACAGCAUGUUUCUAUCCUGACUCCAUGCAUGCUGCCCUUGGUCUCUGGUAAAAGUGGGCCUCACGGACCAAAAAACAAUGUUCCACUUUAGGCAGGCUCUAGGAUUUUGUCCCUCUCCUGUGUGUGUGUGAGCUUAUGUAAAUAUAAAUAUAUACAUAUA
This is a messenger RNA of Nanorana parkeri, 2750 nucleotides long. RefSeq names its product calnexin (gene CANX). Lineage: Eukaryota; Metazoa; Chordata; Amphibia; Anura; Dicroglossidae. Gene Ontology annotation, molecular function: calcium ion binding. Bases 144 to 2018 code for a protein of 624 amino acids. Gene Ontology annotation, biological process: protein folding. Gene Ontology annotation, cellular component: endoplasmic reticulum membrane; endoplasmic reticulum. The record is from RefSeq and is a predicted model, not a curated record. The transcript is spliced from 15 exons.